Lucilia cuprina (Australian sheep blowfly) is the source of this 824-nucleotide messenger RNA. RefSeq names its product pupal cuticle protein (gene Pcp). Gene Ontology annotation, molecular function: structural constituent of chitin-based larval cuticle. Gene Ontology annotation, cellular component: chitin-based extracellular matrix. NCBI's taxonomy places the organism in Eukaryota, Metazoa, Arthropoda, Insecta, Diptera, Calliphoridae. The transcript has 2 exons. The record is from RefSeq and is a predicted model, not a curated record. Bases 89 to 715 code for a protein of 208 amino acids.
AAAACCAUCAGAGUUAAGAAUUUAAACAACAGUUUUGUCUUGAACAUUGUAGAAGAAACAGCACAGAAAUUUUAUUAUUUUAAACAAAAUGAAAACUAUCUUAUGUUUAAUUUUAGCAACCUCUUUGGCCUUAACCUCGGCUUAUUCAGCACGUCCUCAGUUUUAUAAACAACAGAGUAAUAAUUACAAUGUUAACAAAAAAUCUUAUCAGCAACCAGCCGCUUCCACCAAUAACUAUCAUAAGGCUAGUACUGUUUUAUCUUCUUCCUCUUCCUCUUCCAGUGAAAAAGAAUCUCAAAUUUUACACAAUGAUAUGGAAAUGAAAGGUGAUGGUACUUAUCAUUAUGAUUUCGAAACCUCCAAUGGUAUUAAACGUACCGAACAGGGUGCCGUUGAUGGCACUAUCCAAGGUUCCUCGUCUUAUAUUUCUCCCGAGGGUGUUGAAAUUAAAACUACCUAUGUAGCUGAUGAAACUGGCUAUCAUCCAGUUGGUGAUCAUAUACCUCAAAUACCCGAUUAUAUAGUACGUGCUUUGGAAUACAUACGUACACAUCCCUACAUCGAAAAGGACUAUUAUACGGGUGAGGUUAAGCAAACAUCUUUUAGCAAUAAAAAAUCAUUACCAAUAGCCACUACUAAACGUAGUGCCUAUAGCAACAACAAUAACCAGAAGAAGGCCAGCAGCAACAACUCAAAAUAUAAUUUCAGACAUUAAUUGUCGAUAUUAAUUGAUUUAAGAAAUUAUAAAAUGUUUGUUUUGUAAAUAUGUUAAUGUUAUAAACUCCAAAAAAGUUAAAUAAAAUCUUCACAGUAUUUAAACGAAA